Molecule: messenger RNA, 546 nt
Organism: Fusarium vanettenii 77-13-4
Lineage: Eukaryota; Fungi; Ascomycota; Sordariomycetes; Hypocreales; Nectriaceae
Exons: 3
Coding region: 1-546 (181 amino acids)
Biological process (GO): regulation of DNA-templated transcription
Molecular function (GO): DNA-binding transcription factor activity, RNA polymerase II-specific; zinc ion binding
Source: RefSeq, a predicted model, not a curated record
AUGGUUAACUACGGCGUUUCCCGAGGCUGCGAUACGUGCAAGAAACGCCGCAAAAAGUGUGACGAGUCCCGACCUUCUUGCCAACGCUGUCUUAAAUCUCGUCGAGUAUGCCCCGGCUACAAGGAUGAUGGGUUGCUGGUGUUCCGACAUUAUCAGCCUGUUGAUAACCUGAGCACAUUGCAAUUUGACAGAUGGUCUCCUAAAACAGACGUACUGCUCGAAGAGGUUGCACUUGACAUCUUUCUAGACAGUUUCGUUGUCCCAUCUCACGAUAGAGGACAAUCACGAGGGUUUCUGGACGGGAUGCAUUCUCUACUCGCCAAUGCCAAUCCCGCUUGUACCCUCAUCUCUGCAGCCAGAGUCAUUACCCUUGCGUCAAUAGCCAACCGUACUAGAUGGCAUAGUCUGUUGGAGACUGCGCAAAAACGGUACGGCCAGCUUUUGAUGGACUUUACCGUCUCUUUGUCACAGGAAAAGGCAGGCGUCUCAUUCAAGUAUUUUCUCACUGCUGUAUUGCUGGGGCUAUAUGAGGUGAGUUUUGGAUAG